CGUGGUUUCCACCAGUGCGUCCGCGUUCGGCGACCACACUGGGUCUGUGAGUGUGGCAACAUGGACCGUGACAAGUGAGAUAUUUGUGUAAUACGUGCUAAACAUUACACGUAACACAGAAAUAGUCCAAAUCACGGCAGUACAAUGAUGCGAACUUCCCUAUCAUAGUAUUAUUUACAAAGUAAUAAAAUAUGGCCGAGAAGAAAAUUGAGAUCGUGUCGACAAGGAGCAUGGAGUGUGAGCAACAGAAACAACCGGUGUCGCCAUUUUUGCGACAGCUGCUGGCGGUGAGCGGGGUGGUGAUGUACAUGAUCGGCACGGGCGCCAACAUCGCGUACCCUGGCGUGCUGCUCGAGCAGUUACGGCAGCCGGACUCCGCUGUGCGGCUCACUCCGGAGCACGAGUCCUGGAUAGCUUCAAUUCUGGGACUGGCUCUCAUCUCUGGUAUCCUGACGGCGCCAUUUUGCCUGCAGAAACUUGGCCGGAGACUGACGAACCAGCUCAGCACAUUGCCAACACUCGCAGGCUGGGCAUUGCUUCUGACUGCUAAGGACCCUAUAGCCUUGCUAUUAAGUAGAUCUUUGCAGGGCUUCGGCAUGGGAUUACAAGCAGCUGCUGCACCAGUCUCCAUAGCUGAGUAUUCAGCUCCCAAGCAUCGAGGGGUCUUCCUGGCAUCCAUUGCGUUUUCCUUCGCCACAGGCAUGUUGGUAGCUCAUGUCUUCGGAACGAUUCUUUACUGGAGAACCGCUGCUGUUGCCUGUGGAAGCUGUUACGUGGUCUCCUUAAUCCUGAUCUCAAUAUCUCCAGAAACUCCACCUUAUCUAGCAUCCAAAGGAAAAUUCAACGAAUGCCGAAAAUCCUUCAGAUGGCUGAGAGGUUUCGACGUAAACUCUGAAAAAGAACUAGAGGUCCUACUCAACACCCAGAAGAAAACGACUUUAACAACACCAAAAGUGUCCAAAUUGAAGUAUUAUUCGGAUAUAGUUAGGAAACCUGAGUUUUAUAAGCCCACAGUCAUCAUGAUGUUUAUGUUUGUGCUGUUCCAAGUAUCUGGUAUGACUGUAGUACCAUCAUAUACUGUUCCAAUGAUGAGUGAAGUGACAGACGGACAAAUAGAGUCUUAUACUAGCAUGUUGAUGGUGGAUGUUGUGAGAUUUGUUAGUGGAAUCAUUGCUUGCAUCGUCGUCAACAAGCUUAACCGACGCACCGUCUUGUUUUUGGGGAUCUUCAUUACCGUGGCGUCUUUAUUCACGACAUCUGUGCUUUUGUACUUAAGGGAUUUCGGAUAUAUUCCAGAUCCUUACAAAUGGACUCCUGUGAUACCAACGCUUUCAUACAUAUUCGGUAAGACAUUAGGAAUCUUGCCAAUACCUUGGGCAAUAGCUGGAGAAAUAUUCCCCUUAGCGUAUAGAUCUCUAGGAAGUGGUAUUUCGGGACUGACUUUAUCCUUAAUGUUUUUUGUGGUUGUCAAAACUGCGCCUACUUCUUUUGGGGCGAUUGGCGUUAAAGGGACAUUCUGUAUUUAUGGUCUAUGCAUAUCUAUAUGUGGGGCUUUCUUAUUCUUUUUACUCCCAGAGACAAAAGGUAAAACGUUAUAUGAAAUUGAAUGUCAUUUCAAAGGGCUGAAAGAUAAGAUAGAUAGAAUAGAUACUUGUGAAAAGGAUAGAAUGUUAGAGCUUGAGAAGGUGGAAGAGGGAUGACGAUACGAGUGAAAGACACCGGAAACGCUUUUCAGCUUUUAGGAGCUGGCCCCGUAGUUAGGAGGAUGAAUAUGUUGGUUAAAUGAAGACAUCUUGUAUCAACGAAUACUCAAAUUUUUUUUUUUGUAAUUAUAGGGAAAAGUUCUGCAAAAAGUGUUCAAAGUUUUUUGCAUCAAGAAAAGUCGCAAAAUUAAUUUUAACAAUUGUUGCCCGUUUUCACUAAACCCAGGAAACGCUUAAAUGGGAUGCCUAAUGAUUUGGGUUAUGAGUAAAAUAACGUUACACACACUCUCAGAUGAUGACUAAGGACGUUAGGCGCCAUUAAAAGUUACGACACCGAUUUUGCGGUGGGGUAUGUUUAGGAAACUCGUAAACUGACACUUGACAGAAAAAAAAAUAUAAAUUCUUUUUUUUAAUAACCUUAGUUACAUAACAAGAAUACUAAAUUUUAGAUAAUCGAACACAAAAUACCACACCUUGUGGCAAGAACAAUAGACAAGCUAUAUGGGCCCAGAAAAAAUCGAUUGAUGAAAGGUAAAUGUAUAGUAAAUAUAUAGGCCUAGGAAUCUUCUAUGAUUAGGCGUCACUUACUUAGGCAUUGCCUUGUUCAUCGUUAGUGUAAACGGGCGUGUUUUUAGUGCGAAUUUUUUUAUUCUUUGGUUUCGUGCUAUAGAUAAAUAAUGUUAGUUUUAACUUUUAAUUUACGACGCUAACCAGGGGAUUUUAUUCUUUCCUCUAGGGAAAAAGCAAAGGUAUAUCACCGUACAGCCAAACCAGUUAGUAUUAAAUGCAGGUCCAACAGUUAUAGGGGAUUAUGUGAUAUUUUUUUAAAUAAAUAAAAGACAAUAAGCGCAUCUGACUUUUAUUUCCAUCAAUUGCACUUGAGAUUACAUUAACACAGACACAACGUAUUAAAUGAAUGACUUUACAAUCUUUAUUGCACCAUAAUGUCUUUACAAUCAUAACAAUGCAAUGGGAUCACAGACAGUUAAAAAUCGAGCGAUAAUUCUCUGUACAAUCUCAUCUCUCUUAAAAUUUUCAUCACACCCCAACAAUAGCCUAUAAAAGUCUACUGCUGGACCAAAGGCCUCUCCCAACGGGAGGGUUUGUCUAUAAUCCUCACGCUGGGCAGACGUGAUGUUGAUCGCAGUAGAUAAUUGUAGUAGCAUGGCGGAAGCUGUUGCCCGAUUUCCGUUAAAUUCUCUUAGUCGCCUCGCAUGAGGACCGUGAGAAGAGGAGAGUUCAUCGUCAUCAUCAUGUCAACCAAUCGACGUCCACUGCUGGACAUAGGUCUUUUGUAGGGAGUUGCACAAUACACGGUCCUGC
Molecule: messenger RNA, 3026 nt
Organism: Pararge aegeria (speckled wood butterfly)
Lineage: Eukaryota; Metazoa; Arthropoda; Insecta; Lepidoptera; Nymphalidae
Product: facilitated trehalose transporter Tret1-like
Exons: 5
Coding region: 192-1700 (502 amino acids)
Biological process (GO): transmembrane transport
Cellular component (GO): membrane
Molecular function (GO): transmembrane transporter activity
Source: RefSeq, a predicted model, not a curated record